Epinephelus moara (kelp grouper) is the source of this 1564-nucleotide messenger RNA. RefSeq names its product coiled-coil domain-containing protein 57-like. NCBI's taxonomy places the organism in Eukaryota, Metazoa, Chordata, Actinopteri, Perciformes, Serranidae. The transcript has 6 exons. The coding region runs from base 81 to 962 and encodes 293 amino acids. The record is from RefSeq and is a predicted model, not a curated record.
CUGUGUGGUUUGGAUCCUCAGGUGGUCUGUCCCAGGAGAAGGAUACCAAUGCCUCUGCUCUGGCAAAGCAGGAGGUCAGAAUGGCACAUAUGGAGUCUGCUCUUGCCAGCCUCAUGGAACAGAGUGCACUCGUGGGACAGCUCAGAGAGGAGAACCUGUAUUUGCCACAGCAGCAGGCGUCCAGCCUGAAGUAUGGUAGUUUGUUUGAAAAUGUGCAGAGCGCUAAAAGCAAUACCAGGCUAAAGCAGGCAGCAUCCCGUAUUGCUCGUCUGAGCAGAGAGAAACAGCAGCUGAUAGAGAUAGGCAACCGCCUCCGUGCACAAAUAACUACAGCUGGACCACAGGAACCAGUGGAGCCAGAGAGGGACUCGUCCACAGAGAAACAAGGAGACCAUCAUGAUGGGCUGAUUGCUUUGGAACAGCUGCAGUACCAGCUCACCACACAGGAGCUACAGUAUGCACUGAGGCAGAGGGCUGGCACUUUUGCUGAACAACUUCUACUUGGAAAAAACAGCCCAGAUUCUGCCACAAAAGGGGCUGCCAACCCCUGGUGCAAAGGGUUCAAAAUCACAGACAGGCCUGAGAGCUCCAAGAACAAAGAGAACAAGCUCAGCCAAUCACAGAGCUCCAUGGACGUGGGGCUGCAGCCCAACUCAGGUCUGUCAUCAGAGGAGUCACAGCAGUCCUUAAAGGAGCUGUGGGACAUACUGGACCAUGGAGCCAGUCUGUCGAUUUUCUCAGAAGGCGAGGCUGAGCUGAGCAGGAGGGAGGUGGCUGAGUCCGGUGGUGCUGAAUUCCAAAUGACAGUGCAUGGUAUAAAAGCUCCCAUCCAUAGCCAGUUCCCAACGGAGGUCCAGCAGAAGAGGAACCCCUCUAAAACACCAUCAAACACUGCCAGGACCAGCAGACCUGGAUCCACAGGCAGGAGCUGCAAGAUCAGAAACUACAAUGUUAAAGUCUGACAUACUUAUAAUACAAUCUGUCAGUACACUGCUUAUGUGAGUCCUGAUCAGCCUUUGUCAAGUCAAGUCAAAUAACCCUUAUUAUGUCAUAGUGCUGUCAUUAGGAUUAUUGCCGUCAAAAAUUCAUAACAGCAAGCCUUCAUUACAGCGGCAUGGAGUGUGAAAGGGAGCGUCUAACCAUAGGAAGGUGUUUAAUUGGACCUUCUUUCUUUUUAUAUACUUUAUUAAUCCCCCUGAGGGGAAAUUCAAUUCAAUUCAAUUUUUCCAUAACACCCAAACUCAAUAAUCUGCAUUACAUUUUGGAAUAUGUAUGUAUUAUUACAUUGUAGUAAACUCGCCUUUUUUUCAUGGGUUGCUUAACAGCAACAGAUAAUUAUUUGCUAAACAGCAUGAUUAGAUACCAUUUUAUUUUGUAAUGUUUGGGUAAUGACUUCUGCUCUGUUAUAAAUAUGUUCUUACUUUAAUAAAAAUAUUUUUGAAGCAACCAGUGUAACUGAUGAUGCAGAACACACAAUAAAGAUGUGCUUUAUGUUCACAUCAAUCAGCAAUUAUAUUAUAUCAUAUCAUAUCAUAUAUUAUAUUGAACACUUUGGGCCUGCAUC